Aplysia californica (California sea hare) is the source of this 3635-nucleotide messenger RNA. RefSeq lists its product as uncharacterized. Lineage: Eukaryota; Metazoa; Mollusca; Gastropoda; Aplysiida; Aplysiidae. The record is from RefSeq and is a predicted model, not a curated record.
GUCUUGACAAGCUGACUCUCUCAACACAUUCACUCAGAAUCUGCGCGUCUUUCUCAGUACUUUGAGCGGGCAACCACAGGGCAAACUCGCUUCUGAUGUGUUUGAAAUUUAAUUGAAUAAUUGUGAAUUUGUUCGGAGUAAAGAAUAUUUUCAAGUUUCACGCCAAGCUGCGGAUAAGACACACCGACACUUGAGAAGUUAUUUAUGUUCGUCUAAGACACUUACUUCGUGUAAUAACCAUGACCCCAACAAAGGUACUUUAUCCAUUGCUUUUGGCAUCACCAGUCUUUCUCCUCCAAUGUUUAAUGGUCCACGCGAAACUUCCAGGAGAUAAGACGAAAGUCCGAGCAGGAACGUACCCAGGGAAAAUUGUGGCGUAUCUCACCGAGGACGCCAAGAUCCGAUGUUCUUUAUUCCGACACGGCUUUCCGGAGAGUGGCGGAGAUGAUUUCGCUACGAAUAUUGUAGACGGCUCAGAGUCUGAUGAUACAAAAGUUACAACCACCACCACCCCCACGGAGGUCUUGGAGACGGGGACUGAAGGGACGACGACUACUGCAGACGAAAAACUCAAGAGGCGCAAGAGAAGCGCAGGCUCGGGGGUACACCACGCUUCUGAAGAUACUGCCAAAGUGUACUACCGGCACAUCAUCUUUGACUCAGACAACUCCGAAAACAUCACCAAAGAGACUGUUUCUAUAAUUAGCAUCUUCAACGACGACGUUGUGUAUUCACUGACACUGGCAAGUGGCAGCCCCUUGACCUCUGGGUUCUCCCCCCUCCCCUAUGACGUGACGCUUCAGGGAUGUCUCAGUCCGGACCAGUGCGAAUUCGAAUUGGCAGAAGACGAAAUUGGCUUUCUUCAGAUUACAAUCGCUGCAGUGGACAUCCAUGGAGUGCAGGACUACACGUGUGAGAUUCACUCCUGGCACCCAAGUGGGGAGGAUAUCGAGUACUCAAAAAGUUUUCAGACCGAAGUGGUCCUCCCCACGAUACCAGACAUCGCUAUUUACGAACACCAGAAUGACAACCUCAUCAGUGUUGCCUAUGAACUUCGCAAUUUGACGGCGCCGGCGUACCUUCCGCAUUAGGACACUCAUCUACAGCACUCUAAGCGGGCCGGAGACAGCACAAUGAUGGUGUUAUUUUUUUUUUUAGUUUAACCCCUUCGUUGCUGAGACGUAUCCACCAACAUUAACACAGACAAGAUAAAAAAUGUUCAUUCAAGAGAGACAAUGCCUUACUAUAUUUCCCAUUAGUUAAAUAAAACUGAACUUCACAGUUAUGAUCACAUGUACAUGUCCUUAUACUUCCCCGUAAACUGGUAAACAAAUUAUGGGAAGAGAACCAGUUUUUGGAGAAUGAAAACCAGUACGUCUAUACAGCAGUGAAGAGGUUAACGUGUUGCAUAUAAGGAUUUCAAAAUGCUAAAUUUGUGUGAACGAGUCAGACCUCUGAUGCACCCCUAAAAACUAUAAAUUAUAUAUUUUUUCUUUAUUGUGUUGUUCAUUGGGAUUUCCAAAUUUCUACCUUAGAAGUACAAAGCGCUAUCUACUCAGUACCCAGUUUUGAGAAAUUGUACGUAAAAAAAUAUCGAGUUUCACAACAUGUCGAGCUUUUUCGGAUGCAAUUAAUUGAAUAUCUUGAUUCAGACUCCAAUUAAUCUUUCGAUUUUGAUCAAGCAGAUAGAACAUCUGGUUUCUGAUCUCAUGGUCUUAGUAUCCCAAAACGGCCAAAAAUGUCAAUUAAAACACUGUAAUUCUGAUGUAGCUAAAAGCUAACCUGUUACAAUUUUUUAAAAAGGUGAAGAUGAUAUCUUAGCUUUAACUCGUGUCCGUUUGGUGUGGCCGGUAAACAGGUACGACUGUGUUACAUUGAAAAGGGUGGGGUGAGAGGGUACCUUAAAUUUUGUUUAAAUGUCAAUGAUCUAGUUUGCUCAAAGUUGGACAUCAUCCUAUGUAAGAGUAAGACCACUCAACAUCACACAAACAUUGAAAGUGACAGAAUAUCAGAACAAAAGUAGUCUCGAAUACGAUGAUUAGAAGUUGUGCCAGCAAAUUGGAUCCCUGUUAAAAUGACCCCUCCUUGAAAAACUGCUUAGGGUUAAAAGUGACGUCCAAUACAUACCAUUAUCAUACUUACAAUUUGGAAAAUAUUACGCAAAUUUGGUAAAAGUGAUGGCGGAUUACUUUUGUUUUUCUUCAUGUUUAAAAGACUAUCAUAUACAUUUGCAUACAAAGAGUAAAUUUUGAGUCAAAUAAAACCAUCAUCUUUAAAAGUGAUCCUAAUGGGCACGUAAAUGAUAGGCUGCUCAAGUGGAAUCCAUUUUCGUUUAGUCUGAGGGGCUCCUUUGUGCAAGUUUGGACAUCUCAUAUAGAGUAACUAAAGGAGUGUGAUUCGGACGUCUGGCUAAUAAUUGUGUCCGUGGAUGAGGAGUUGGUACCUCGAGCUCUUGUCGUCAACCUCUUCUUUGCCUGGCCCGUGAAAUAAUUAUCUCGUGCUCCUUGGUUGGACUACGGAUAGAAACAAAUUAUCACCCUCCUCCUCCUCACACAUAACCCAUUUGCCGACCAUCCAUCUCCCUAUUUCCCUAUCCCUCAAGCCCCCACCCCCCCCCUCCCCAAAUUCGGGUGGUUAUUUGGAUGUAGGUUUGACAUGGGGCAAUAACGUAACCAAACUUCUAAAAUGAAACCAAAGCGCACAAUGAAUUUUUAUGCCGAUAUAUACUUAGAUUUAUGACAUGGAAGAAUGCCUUUUUACUCCUACACUACCUCCAUUACUCAUGUCGCGGGUCGGGUAGUGAAGAGGUCAACGUAUGAACAACCUGUGCAUACAGCUGUGAAAAGGGAAACAGGCUAAGAAUAUCAAACAAAUCACGAGACAAAGCUAAGUGGAUCACACAGUGAACUACAUAGAGACGAUCAUAAUGUUUCAAAAACGAAAAAUAUUUUGUAGUGAUUACAUCAUUUUUAUUUCUUUUCACCAAAAAUACAAAUCAUAACAUGCUUUCUAAGUCACACCAUUCAGAUAGCUCGAUACAUUGCAUUCCUCUCUUGUAAUGUUUAUGAAACAAGUAGGAUACUCCCAUUCUUCAAACUUUUUCGACACAAAAUGAUAGUGUACUUGACCCUCCUCUCAUUCGUAACCUUCAAAGCCAUUAAGCAAAAUUUAAUACUUUAAUAGAUUGAAGAGACUUUGAGGACAAAAUUACGGCAAAGUGACAAAUGGGUCUAAUAUAGAACUGAUAGCUUAUUGUUAUUUAAACUGAAAUGCGUAUGGUGUAUUAGAAAACUGUCAAUUCUCCAACUUGAUGAAACUUUUAAAACAUGAAAAUGAUAUAUGAAUGGACAGAUAUUAUGUAAAAUUACUCUCGGAAUUAUCGCUAUUGAGGAUUUUUGCUUCCAUUAUUAUUGUUUUCCCCCUGGUCCAUUCUCUGCUGAAUAAACGUCAGAAUUUUUACGCAGAGAAGCCUUGUUUAUUUUACCGAUGUGGCUGAAAAUUGUAUCAAAUGACAUAGGAAACAAUCUCAGCGUUGGCAAAAAGUUAUGGACCUCUCUGCUCAUUGCAAGAAUAACAUAAUUGAAGACCCGUUUUCCAAAACUCUGCAGGUCAGUUUUGACGAGCGCCUGAUUUCA